GCGCUCCGCACAUAGUAAGCCCUUAACAAAUACCACCAUUAUUAUUCAUCGAUCAAUGGAUGUGAUUGAUCGGCUCGCAACCCAAGAGGCCCGAGGAGCGACCCAGUGACGCUUUUCGUAGACAAUAGCGGAUUUCAUUUUAAAAGACAAGUCCGGGGUCGAGCGGCGACCGUUCGUUCUUAACCAUCAGUGGCCCGAGGACGGUCCUAAUGGCUUCUUUCUGAAGCCGGGGGACGAGAAGACCGAGGGAUCGUCACUCGGCCAAGAAAGUUGGGUUUCCCCAGGAGAGGAGGAGGCGGCGUCAUCCUCCCCGGGCGGACCCAGGACCCUUCCAACCCCGCCCCGUCCCGCCUUGGCCGUCGGAGCCCCAGCCGCCCCAUGGAGCCGUCGGGGAGCAACGGCAGCUGUCACAACGGUUCCCUGCUCACCUUGCACUGCUCCUCCCAGCAGGUCCUGUGCCAGAUCAUCGGGGAGCUGGGUCUAGAAGCCUCCGACAAUGCCACCUCGAGCAGCUGGCAGGAGAAGGCCAAAAGGAAUUAUGGCUUUUUCAUUGGACUGGGAUUGGCUGUCUUCUCCAGCUUCCUUAUUGGCAGCAGUGUCAUCCUCAAGAAGAAAGGGCUCUUGCGACUGGUGGCUAAGGGGGCCACCAGGGCAGUCGAUGGAGGAUACGGCUACCUCAAGGACAGCAUGUGGUGGGCUGGACUCCUCACUAUGGCUGCAGGAGAAGCUGCAAACUUUGGUGCCUAUGCGUUUGCUCCCGCGACGGUCGUCACUCCCCUGGGAGCCCUAAGUGUGCUCAUAAGUGCCAUCCUGUCCUCCUAUUUCCUGGGUGAGGGACUCAAUCUGCUGGGGAAGCUGGGCUGUGCCAUCUGCGUGGCAGGCAGCACCGUGAUGGUGAUCCAUGCCCCUGAGGAGGAGAUGGUCACAACCCUAGAUGAAAUGGUUUCCAAGCUGAAGGACACAGGCUACAUCGUCUUUGCGGUUCUCAACCUGGUGACCUGCCUCAUCCUCAUCUUUUUUAUCGCCCCCCGCUACGGCCAAAAGAACAUCCUCAUUUACAUCAUCAUCUGCUCUGGGAUCGGGGCCUUUUCCGUGUCUGCCGUCAAAGGCUUGGGGAUUGCCAUCAAGGGUUUCUUCCAGCACCAGCCUGUUCUACAGCAUCCCCUCAGCUAUAUCCUCGUCCUCAUCUUGGCAGCUUCCCUCAGCACUCAGGUUAAUUUCCUCAACCGGGCCUUGGACGUCUUCAACACCUCCUUGGUGUUCCCCAUUUACUAUGUGUUCUUCACUACCAUGGUCAUCACCUCCUCCAUCAUACUCUUCAAGGAGUGGACCACCAUGACUGCGAUGAACGUCGUGGGCACCAUAUCUGGCUUUGUCACCAUCAUCCUUGGGGUCUUCCUACUCCACGCUUUCAAAGACCUCAGUAUCAGCUGGUCCAAUCUGCCCCACACGCACACCGACCCAACCCCUCCUCCGGACCCAGAACCCAUUGUGAUCAAACUGGAAGACAAAGGCAUCCUGGUGGACAAUAUGGAAAUGCCUAUUCCUUUGCCUGAGGAGAAACCCAAAGUAUAUAUCGUCAAUGGCUAGAACUUGAACUGGAGCCCUAAGGGUGAACCCACGGGGCCACCCUGGUCGAUACUAACUGCGUAGCGGCGUGGGUAGGUCCAACAGUGAUUUUUAAUGUGUGUUUUCAAUUCCUGAUCCAACUAUGUGAUGUCCUUCUGUGUGUGUUGGUGUGUGGGUGAGGAGCACACUUAUACCUCCUAUAUCCUGGCAAGCUAAAAUGGCAUCCCUUGGAGGAAGACGUCCAGACCAUGACCUGCUGGAAAUGAAGACCUUCAGGCAGACCUUGCUUCCAAACAAUGCACUCAAUGCCGAUUCUGGACCCCCAGGACAGAAUUUGACCCUUUGAAUGUAGCUGACUCCCUGCCAUCCUAAGAAGCAUUCCAGCAGGGGGUCUGUCCGCUAAACUUAAGCCUGCAAGCCAUCGCAGGACAGAAGUGCGCCGGACUCUGGGAGUUCGGGGAAGAGCUUCCAUCUCCCCGUAGCGCACUCUCAGAACCUCUGCACGAUUUCUCACUGUGAAUGACUCCCAUUGUCUCAGGAAAAAACCCUCGGAUUACAGCUUCGUUGUUGUUGGACAUCAGCUUGUCUGUCUCUCUCUAGGCAUUUUGAGGUGCCAGUCACCAGAGGACCGAGGAGGGCAGACGGGGAUUUAGAAUACCAACAAAGGGCUUUUCACAGAAUCCCUCUGCCACAGGGCGGUUCUCCGCUCUUGAAUCGCUGGGCCUCGCCUCAUCUCAUUAGAAAGAGGAAGGCAGCUGUUCCAGGCUGCUAUGGUUGAAAAAUGUUUUUGCUUCUGAUCUGGAUCUGGCAGUGUGUAUUGUUUCCUUUUCUCCUCUUUAAAAACCAAACAGAUCUCUCCCCACCACUUUCUUGGUCAGCUAAUAGGAAAAACAUUUUCAGAUGCU
This is a messenger RNA of Ornithorhynchus anatinus (platypus), 2474 nucleotides long. It is a transcript of the gene NIPAL4, whose product is annotated as NIPA like domain containing 4. The record is from RefSeq and is a predicted model, not a curated record. The transcript is spliced from 6 exons. Bases 379 to 1590 code for a protein of 403 amino acids. Gene Ontology annotation, biological process: magnesium ion transport. Gene Ontology annotation, cellular component: membrane. NCBI's taxonomy places the organism in Eukaryota, Metazoa, Chordata, Mammalia, Monotremata, Ornithorhynchidae. Gene Ontology annotation, molecular function: magnesium ion transmembrane transporter activity.